Molecule: messenger RNA, 3343 nt
Organism: Microplitis mediator
Lineage: Eukaryota; Metazoa; Arthropoda; Insecta; Hymenoptera; Braconidae
Product: symplekin-like
Exons: 2
Coding region: 171-3245 (1024 amino acids)
Cellular component (GO): mRNA cleavage and polyadenylation specificity factor complex
Source: RefSeq, a predicted model, not a curated record
AUCACUGUCACCGGCCAUCUUGUAUUUUCUACUUUGUCACAAAACAUAACCUCACAUAUAACAAUAACUACUUAGUAUUUGAGUAAUAAAUAUAAAAUUAAUUACUCAGUUUUUUUUUUUAUCAAUAACUGAGACCUGGGUAUUGGGACUUCUAGUUCUAGAUAAUUAACAUGGAUCCUAAGCAGCAAAUUUCCGAGUGGUUAAACGAGAUAGUAGUGAGUCAAAAUGACACAAUAAAAGUAGAAAAUCUCAUUAAAGUUCAAGAAUAUUUGCUUCACAAAGAUCCCCAGCUCACAAGUAGUUUCGGUGAACUCUUGUCAUUUUGUUCAGACCCAAAUAAGGAUGUGAGGAAGCUAGUUGCUGGUUUUAUCGAACAAGCUGGCGAUAAGUAUCCAGAUAAAAUUCCUGAAUUGCUGACACCCCUGAUCCUCCUACUCAGUGACACAGUACCAGCAGUUUUAAAACGUUCAACCCGUACUAGCAUUCGCAUACUAAAAUCAGCGUUAAAAUGGAUCGCCAGGUCAUCAGUGACACCAGAAAUGGAAACCGCUUGGAAUAAACUGAGUACCGUAAAAACCCAGAUCAUGAAAAUGAUCGACAGCGACAACGAGGGAAUACGUACGCAGGCGAUUAAAUUUCUUGAAACCCUCGUGCUGCUGCAGACGCACCCAGGCCCUGAGAUACCGAAAAAUCCAGGUGAUUUUUCACUAGAAGACGUGCCGCUGACUCUUAAAAUACUCAGGCAUCGCAAGCUUGAGGAAGAAGCCAAUCAGGUGAUGGAUUCGCUGAUUAAAUAUUAUAAUUCCUCGCACAUAACCAGCGUUAAUUUGAUAACUUGCAUGGGAACAAUCGUCCGAAUAGCGAAAAUGCGCCCGCAAUUUAUCAACCGGGUCAUCCAGGAGCUAAAGCGCUUGCAGGGCAGCCUGCCGCCAACGUUGUCUUCAUGGCAGAUCCUCAGCGUGAAGAAACAGUUGGAAAAGUCACUGCAGGAGUUGAGGAAUCAUCCAGCUCGUGUUAGAAUCAAGCAGGAGCCAGUAGACGACCUGAAUUAUGCAGCCAAGCGUCAACUGGAGACACCAGCAAGCAGCUCAACGAAGCGCACGAAAUUCGAAACUUCUCCAGCGAUUGAGUUGUCUGAUAGUUUUAUAGUCCAACGUCUAACAGUUGAUGUUGCUAUCAAACUAGUGAUCGAAGGAAUGAACCGAGUUCCGGACGAAAUGACUGGAGAUAAAUUUUUACAAAAAUAUCCUGACUUUUCUGUCCCACGUGAUCUAUUGUCUCAACGUGGUGUCAUUGCUCGCUUGCUGCAAGCGCAAUUGAGACAAACCGACCCUAAAAAAAAUUAUGAUCCUCCUAGAAAAAUUAAAUUACCAAAAAACGGGUCAGGAAAAAUUAACGAUUCACAAAAAAAAUCAAAACUACCAAAAGCUGAUGAUGAUUUUGUAAUGCGAGACUCAAAUCAAGAGCCAAUGGACCCUUCUAUUAAAAUAAAACGGGAGAAUGAUUAUCAACUAGACAUUAAUAUUCCACCGCUUUCGAAAGUCGCCAAGCAGAAAUUGCUAAUGAUGGGAAUUGACAGGAUCAUCAGUUCCGAAAACUCGCUUCCGUAUGGAGUUUUAUCAGAUCGAUCUAAAAUAUUACUAAUAUCAGCGACACUAAAUUCCGAAAUAAAAAAACUUCUACUGCUAUACAUUUCUGAGGACUUGGGGACAAGACUAGAUCUGGCGGUUGGUUUGCUGUAUGAAGAGUACGCUCUGGACCAGGGAUUCAAAAGACGGGUUUCAAUAAAUAGCAGGCCGAAAGAAGCGCCAUUGCAAGCUUACAAUACUCUGCUGUGUACUUUGGUGGCUCUGGUAAAUUCCCACAAAGAUUGUGAUUCAUUAUCAGCACGUCUGUACUUGGAAGUUCCUCUGAUAACGGAAGAAAUGGUGGACUCGUUGAAGAUCAUCUGCGACAAACGCGCUAAUAGUUCUCUUUACUUAUUGAAAGACUUGAUCUCCCUAAGGCCUACUAAGAAAUUACAAUUCCUUAAUAUUCUUCUCUUCCACACGGGACACCAGCAAUCGACUAUCAGCGAGCCUGCCAUCAGAAUCGUUGUCGAGCUCUGCGACCGCGAAGAUCUCAGUAAAUUAAUUUCCGAGUACGCGGUGUUGUAUUUAGGAUUCCUGCAGCUUGAAGCUCCGCCGGAAGUUCUCUUUGGGCGGGACCGCGGGCGGGAAGUAGAAACACAAUGGUCUGAAUCAACAGUACGAGUUUGUCUAGGUCUCUAUCAAGCUUUGCUGCAAAUAAACAAGGGUUUGAUUCAUCAGCUAGCGCGUAUUUACACUUCCAUGAAGCCCAAUGUUAAAAGAUUUGUUAUUAAAUUAAUAGAAAGUUCAAUACGUUCAUUCGGAAUCGAUUCUCCUGAGGUAUUGAGCCUCGUGGAAAACUGUCCCAGAGGUUCAGAAACUCUGGUAACACGCAUUGUUCAUAUAUUAACUGAAAAAGAAGUGCCAGGUCUUGAAUUAGUCUCCUGUGUUCGCAAAAUAUAUGAAACCCGUUCCUUGGACGUGCGUUUUUUGAUUCCUGUGUUGAAUGGACUGACGAAACAAGAAGUCAUUGCCAUCUUACCCAAGCUUAUCAAGCUGAACUCAUUGGUCGUAAGAGAAAUUAUCAACCGGCUGUCAUUCGCAGCCAAUAGGGACAUGGAUCAAUCACGGAAUUCGCCACUGACUCCUGCCGACCUGAUGAUCGCUCUGCAUAAUUUAAAACCUAGUGAAGUUGAUCUCAAGACUCUGGUCGCUGGUACCGGGUUAUGUUUCGCUGAAAAAGAAAUUUUUACCCAAGAGAUACUGGCGAUUGUCAUAAAUCGGCUGGCCGAUCAGACUCCCUUGCCGAUUUUACUGAUGCGCACUGUAAUGCAGGCUUUGAUUGUCCACCCGCAGCUCAGUGAGUUCGUUUUGAAUAUUCUGCAGCGGCUCGUUUUGAAAAAAAUAUGGACCAACUCGAAGCUCUUUGAAGGAUUCGCUAAAUGCUGCUGUCGUCUCCAGCCGCAGAGCUUCGCGGUUAUUCGACAAUUACCUCAAUGUCAGAUUGAUAAUUUGUUUGAAAUCGUACCUGAAUUAAAAAAUAAUUAUUUUUGUUAUUUAAAGCCAAAGAUUGAGCUCCUUGAUGAUCAUGAAAAUGACAAUUAUGAUAAUACUGAUAAUGAUGAUAAUAAUAAUAACAAAAAUAAUAAUACUGCUAAUUUAUUAGAAAUUAUUUAAUCAUUUUUUUUAUCAAAAUUUAAUUACUUAUUUUUGUUUAAUUAUUAAAUUUUUUUUUUUUUUUUUUCAAUAAAAUAAUUUUUUUAUACUGAAAUUAG